AUGGCCGGACGACGAAAUUCAACUCGAAGCAGAAUCAAACCUAACGAAAAUGACGUGGAUUCUGGCGAUGAUCGAUCGGUCGGAAAUGCAAGGCCGAAAGGUAGACGCCGCAGUCAAACCGGCGUAGACCAAAGCCUCAUCUCCAUCAUGAAUGUGAACAUCAAAACUUUGUUAGGGCUUGGAAUUCUCGCCUCAUUUGUUGCUGUGUUUAUCAUUUUCCAAUUGGUUAACACUGCUGAAGAGCCUGAAAAGAAGCCCCGAGUAGUCACGCCAUUUCCUGCUCCAAAGCUCAUGGAUCUUCCCAUGUUUCAGGGGGAUCAUAGAGAGAGCUUGUAUUGGGGAACUUACAGACCGACUAUGUACUUUGGGAUUCGUGCCAGGACACCACUCUCUUUAGUGGCUGGCUUGAUGUGGAUUGGUGUUACCAAUGGAAGAUAUUCAAUGAGACAUGUCUGCCAAAAUUCUGAUGAGCUAAAGAAGUAUGGGUGGACAGAACAUAAUGGACGGGACUAUGGGCGACAGAUUUUGGUCGACCAUGAAAUGACCUUGACAACAAAUUUCCUCAAAUCUAAGGAACGGGGGAGCAGCUAUGGGGGAGACUGGGCUGUCCGGAUUGGUGUGGAAGACGAGAACUCUGAACUUGACAAGGAAACUUCAAAAGCCGUUCAUCUGUUCUUUUAUAUGGCCGAUGAAACUGGUAAUGCUCUAAACUUGGGUGGAGCUGUUGACGUCGAUGAUGAUUCCGUCCUGGUGUCGGGCUAUAGAAGUGAUGUCGGGAAUUGGCAGCUACAUCUAAAAUCUGAGGAUGAAUAUGAAUUUCACCAUGCAGGGUUCAGGACGCCAUUUGUUCAUAAUUUAUCUGAUCUUGUCCAAGCAGAUCUUGGAACCCAGGCAAGAAAGACUGGUCGCUUGCAGCUGUCAGAUACAUCAACUGAUUCAUCAAACAUUUUUGUCUUUCAGCUUACAGCUAGGAUUCCUUUUAAGGCUGAGUUUAUCUUCCUGUCUGGAACUCUUGCUCAAAAAGAGCGUGCCAUGAGCCUUUCAGGCACCUCACUGACUAAUAGAUUGACUGAGAAGCAAAAAGACUAUGCUGAUAAAUUUCAAAGGUCCUUUGAUCUGCCUGAUGAGCUUGAUUCUGAAUCUGUGACAGUGGGAAAGGCUGCGCUCGGGAACUUGCUGGGAGGAAUUGGCUACUUCUAUGGACAGUCAAAAAUUUCACUUCCAAACCACUAUGGUAAAGAUGGUGAUAAAUUUAUUUCAUAUUGGCCAGCGGAGCUCUAUACUGCAGUUCCUAGUCGUCCUUUUUUCCCCAGGGGAUUUUUGUGGGAUGAAGGUUUCCAUCAAUUGAUAAUAUGGCGGUGGGAUAUCCGUAUUUGCUUGGACAUCUUGGGACACUGGCUAGACUUAAUGAAUAUUGAUGGAUGGAUUCCACGUGAACAGAUUCUAGGUGCUGAAGCUUUAAGUAAAGUUCCCGAGGAAUUCGUUCUUCAGCAUCCAACAAAUGGAAAUCCUCCGACGCUAUUUCUAGUUUUACGUGAACUAAUUUGCAGCAUGAAGACCAACAAAUUUACUGCUGCUGAGAGUGACGAGAUCCUUCUGUUCUUGGAUCGAGCAUUUGUCCGCCUUGAAGCCUGGUUUAAAUGGUUCAACACAACACAAUCAGGAAAAGCUGUGAGCAGUUACUUUUGGCAUGGAAGAGACAAUACCACAGCUCGUGAGCUAAAUCCUAAGAGCCUGUCUUCUGGUUUGGAUGAUUAUCCCCGUGCAUCUCACCCAAGCGAAGAUGAGCGCCACUUGGAUCUUAGAUGCUGGAUGCAUCUUGCAGCAGAUUGUCUGCACUCAAUUAUACAACUUCUUGGUAAGGAAGACGAACAUGGAAAGGAGUACAUGUCUACAGCAUCUCUGCUUUCAGAUUUUGAACUUUUAAAUCAGAUGCACUUUGAUGCUGACUAUGGAGCUUAUUUUGAUUUUGGGAAUCAUACUGAGAAGGUUCGAUUAAAUUGGCAGAUAGUGGAGGGAGUGAACAAUCAUCCACCAAGCCAAAAGCUCUCAAGAGAAGUUCUAGAGAAGCCUGUAUUGAGGCUGGUUCCUCAUUUUGGCUAUGUUAGCCUUUUCCCAUUGAUGGGUAGACUAAUCCCCCCUGGAUCGUCAAUAUUGGAAAAGCAGCUUGACCUCAUUUCGAACCGAAGUACUUUGUGGACAAACUUUGGACUGAGGUCUCUUUCAAAAACAAGCUCAAUUUACAUGAAACGCAACACUGAGCAUGAUCCACCAUAUUGGAGAGGACCUAUUUGGAUGAACAUGAAUUAUAUGAUACUCUCAGCACUUCAUCAUUAUUCAAGAGAGGAUGGACCGUACAGAGAACGAGCCGAAACAAUAUACAAGGAUUUGAGACACAAUUUGGUCAGGAAUGUUGUUAAUAAUUAUCAAAAAACUGGCUACUUUUGGGAGCAGUUUGAUCAGCAAAAGGGAAAGGGAAAAGGCGCUCAUCUCUUCACUGGUUGGACAUCUUUGGUCGUUUUGAUCAUGGCAGAAAAGUAUCAUGAAUGCUGA
Molecule: messenger RNA, 2553 nt
Organism: Oldenlandia corymbosa var. corymbosa
Lineage: Eukaryota; Viridiplantae; Streptophyta; Magnoliopsida; Gentianales; Rubiaceae
Source: the annotation of a GenBank genome assembly